GUCUGUAAACACGCCCGGAGCCUGUCAUGGGGCGGGAGGAGGAGGCGGUGGCCGAGCGGGGAGGUGCCAGGGGCAGCCUCCAGGGUCCGCUCUGCCAUUCCUGAACUGGUCCGGGUCCCCGUGACCGGGGCUUCAGGGAAGCGAACUGUUAGGCGAAGGAGGAGGCAGUCAGAGCCAUAUCCCCUUCUUCCCCGGGGCGGGGGCCGGGCCUGGCCCGCUGAGGAGGGGGAGGGCCGGGAGGGUGUCGGGCCCGGCCGGCCUGUCUGCUGAGAUGGAUGACAGCAAGCCAUCCUCUGCCACCUUGGAGCCACCCUCCUAGGAGUCUCAAUAAGCCAGUAAUCUGCUCCUGUUCCUAGCCGCCGCUCCUCCACCACGUUCCACAACACCAAGAUGGAAGAGCCAGCACACCUUGACAAGUGUCUGACAGUAGAUGUUAAUGUGCCUGCUUUCCUGUCCACAAACUGAACGGAAUCCCUGGAGUUGGAAAGAUGACUCAGCAGUUAAGACCACUGGCUGCUCUCCCAGAGGACUCUCAGGUGAUUGGAGGCAAAGUGAAGAGGCCUGGUAAGCGAGGGCGGAAGCCAGCCAAAAUUGACUUGAAAGCAAAACUUGAGCGAAGCCGGCAGAGCGCCAGAGAAUGCCGUGCCAGGAAAAAGCUGCGGUACCAGUACUUGGAGGAGUUGGUAUCCAGUCGGGAAAGAGCCAUAUGUGCACUCCGAGAGGAACUGGAAAUGUACAAGCAAUGGUGCAUGGCAAUGGACCAAGGGAAAAUCCCUUCUGAAAUAAGGGCCCUACUCACUGGCGAGGAGCAGACCAAGUUUCAGCAGAACUCAAGCAGGCAUCCCAAAGCUGGGAAGACAGACGCUAACAGCAGUUCGUGUGAGUACCGUCUACAGCAGCAUUCCUGUGGUGGGGAAUUGAACCCGUGGCUUCAGAUACAAUGCGGUGAAGAUCAUAUAAAAUGCAGUCAGUGAUCAAAGCCAAUGGUCUAAUGUCUGUGGAGGACGAAUGGGCAGGACUUUGCUUCUUGGCUCCAGUUUCCGCUUACUGCUCCGUAAGCAGCUCUGUAAACCCAACGUUUCUACCAAAAUGUGUGAUGAUCUGUCACGAAGGUCCCUGCACAGCACUUAAGAUUUGACGACCUCGGACUCAGACCUGCUUGGGGUUGCUUGCCACGUCAGUUAACAAGUCGUGAUGCCCGAGUCCGUGGGAGUGGAGGAGUGGAUGGAAAUGCACAUUUGCACCUUAGCCCUGUGGCUUUCGUGGUUAAUUUCUAUUUGUCCUAUGUAAUUGAUGGAUUUGUGUGUAUGUGUGUUUAGUUGUCACUUCUUUUCAUGUUUUUAAUCACCUUACAAAAAGACACCAAAUAGGCUGUUUGUCUCCUGUGGUUCUCAGCCUUUAUGGACCCAAUAUUACUCCUUUAUAUUUACUUGAGUAAUGUUUGAUUGUCGGUGAGCCAUUCCAGCACAAGCUGUGAGUAUGUAUUAACAGAUAUGUGCACUUCUAUUUUUAUAGCCCAUAGUGAUAUGCCUGUGUCAAAGAAUGUACAAAACGAGACCCAACACAAAGCCCCGACAGCCUCUGUGUGCUGUUUCUUCUCACUGUAUUUAUGAAAGCUGGCUAGGGCCAAAUCCAUGCGUGGAGAAUAAUUAGCCACCGUUUAUUUUUAAGUGAAAAGUAACCUUUAGGUAGCAUCCAUUACCUUAACUGCAGUAUGUGUGUGAGGCGCCUCUGCUGCAGUCUCAUGUGCACACACUGGCCUGUGCACUCAGCUGAGGUGUGGAGUUUUCUGAAGAGUACAGAAUGAACGUAGCUGCUGGGACUGAGUAUCUGCCUUCCUGUGUGGAGCACAGGCCACCCUGCUGGGGACCCAGUGGCUGUUGUUGUUGGCAGAAUACUCAGUUCUCCCCUGACAUGAGUGUCCUUAUGAAUGUGUUCUGAGCCAGAGAGAAGCCCCACUGUGUGCUUGUACCUGCGUUAGCCUGUGCCCCACUGUUUGGGGAGGGGGGCAUCCUGAGCAGCGUCCUGCACUGCAGCCUGGGGCCUGGCGGGUAUGUGGAAUGGCCUGUGGCUCUGUGUGGCUCCCACCAUAGCUGCAUUUGCAUGACAUGGGUGUAGCUGAGGGGCAGAGCUCACUGUAGGAGAGGUUCAGAGAUGAGAAUUUCUACUUCACUCCUUCUCUCACUAGUUCAGUCAGAUGAAUUCUCUGUUGCUGCUAAUUACAAUUGUUCCUCCCUCUGAUGAAGCAGGAAUUUGACUUCCAGAAAAAGAAGUAUUUGCUACAGACUGCAGUUGAGAAGGAGGUAUCAUAGUCGUCAGGCAUGUCCAACCUUUUGAUGUUGUGACUUGAAGCCUGAGAACUGAAUGUUUUAAGUGAGUUUACAGUUUUGUGCUGGGCCACAUUCCUAGCUAUUCUGAGGCAUGUGCAGCCAGCAGGCUGUGGUUCAUACAUGCCUGGAAGGUUGUCUGUGAGAUAGAACAUGAACACAGAACAUGAGAUGUACUGUGUAGCUUGUGAUUUCUAGACAGGCAUUUGAACAGAUGCCUCCCAUUAGCUGAAGAUCCCUUGAGCGCAGGCUUCGAACCCAGGUCUCUGUGCUAGGUGUGUGUGGCAGCCAACAGAGCACUUGCCCCGCUUGCUGUGGUUCUCUGGGUUUUAGAAAAAUGGGCAUUAAGGGUGUUUAGUGUCUUCUUAGGACCAUAAGUGGAGACAAGGGAUUGUGACAUUCAGGCCCUUCUGAAUGUAAGUGUUUUAAAUGUAGUGCCCUGACUGUAAUAGUGUGUUUCUGCCCACUGGCCGGUCUGCUCAACCAUAGACUUUGACUUAGCUGAACAGCCCAUGGCUUUAUGUUGCUUUGCUUGUUAUCUUUUGAAUUCUCCAAAAAAGAAAACUUGUUUUCAAAGCAAACAUUCCAGGAUGGCCGUGGCUGCCAGUGGAGUGGCUGCCGUGCUCCAGGGUCUACAGGUCUGCUUGUGCUGCAGGGCCAGUCCCACAUAGAAGGGACGGACGCUGGCCUGAUGCUGACUCUCAGCCUGAUCUCUUUAGGGCUUUGGAGGUAUCAAACCAAGAUGAUGGCCCUCGCACUGGAAGGGGUCAUGCUGAUUGCUCCGGGUCCUGUGCUGGCCCUGCUCCCCAAUCUGUGAUCUCAUCCCUGUCCUCACUCCAACAGCUGCAGUGUCUCCUCUCCCAUUCCAUCCAGUGAGGCACUGCAGGUUACUACACUUCCUUCCCAGAGGAGGGCAAGCCGAGGGGACAGAGCCCAUGGCCGUCAUCUGGGGCAGAAGAAGCCCAGGGCCUCCGUCAACAGAACCAGGCUCCUUUUCUUUGUAUUUCAGAGAUUAAGGAGAAAGUAUAUUUGCACAUUCACACCAGUCCAGCUCUGCGACUUUAGCAUCCACGUCCCACGUAGCAGAGCAGCCGGGGCUGUGGUGUGGACCUGAUCUGCUCAGGUACGCUUUUAGGCUAGGGGAGUUCUUAAUUUGUUUUCUGUCCUUAUCAGACAGUCCCGUGGUGCCCACCUCAGAGCUUUAGUGCCACCGUCCCUGCCUCUGCUGCCUGUGGUCAGCACUGAGCACCAUCCUCUGUAGUUUGAUCACCUUUGACCUGCAGUGGGUCUGCUUUGGCUGGUGAUAGAAAACAAAUUUAAGCUGGGCUUCACUUUCAGUUAAAGACAAGUAAAAUCAGCAAAAAUAAAUACUAUAUUUCACAGAAAUCAGCUGCAUGUUGUUACAAAUAUUAAAAUACAUAUUUUGUUUUUUAAAAGAUGAGAGAUGAUUAAACCACAUGGUAUUUGGGGGCAAAUGAAGGAUUUUUUUUCCUCAGAAGAGCAUUGUAUGAUUAUAUUUUUAUGAAAAAUAAAGUAUCUUCACCAAAAUCA
Messenger RNA from Apodemus sylvaticus (European woodmouse), 3878 nucleotides. RefSeq names its product cAMP responsive element binding protein like 2 (gene Crebl2). Gene Ontology annotation, molecular function: DNA-binding transcription factor activity. NCBI's taxonomy places the organism in Eukaryota, Metazoa, Chordata, Mammalia, Rodentia, Muridae. Gene Ontology annotation, cellular component: nucleus. The transcript is spliced from 7 exons. Gene Ontology annotation, biological process: regulation of DNA-templated transcription. The record is from RefSeq and is a predicted model, not a curated record. Bases 489 to 974 code for a protein of 161 amino acids.